GCUUUAUUUUCCAAUGUUCCUGGUCCCGAUCUUGAAUUCCUAAUGAAAAGUGAGCUGACAAAGCGUGAAAGUGGUCUACGCCAGCAAGCCUGCUUUUGGUGAGCCAAAAGUUAAUCAAUAUUCCAGAAACCCCAGGGCUCUCCCGGCCUCCGCGGUGCAGUUUUCGUUUCCCCACUCCCCCUUUCCCGCGCCAGGCUCCUCCCCUUUUCUUAAGUGGCCCUGAUAGUAACUUGCAGUUUCCGAGCACACGAGGAGGGUCUGGCCAGCCUGCUACUAGCUGGGUCCUGCUGCUCCGUCGUAGCUGCCGAGACCUCUCCUUGUCACUGCCUGGGCUGUCCUCCACCCGCUGGAAAACCAGCGAAGUUGUGUUCUCUACUACCACAGAGGAGAUCUGACGGUUCUGAGGUAAUUCCAAGACACUAAAGUGCAAAGAAGAGACACUCUCAGAAAACUGAAACAUGACCAAAAGCCAUGGGGAAGAGCCCAGGAUGGGCGGCAGGAUGGAGAGAUUCCAGCAAGGAGUCCGCAAACGCACACUUUUGGCGAAGAAGAAAGUGCAGAACAUCACAAAGGAGGACGUUAAAAGUUACCUGUUCCGCAAUGCUUUUGUGCUGCUCACUGUCACUGCUGUCGUUGUGGGAACAAUCCUUGGAUUUGCCCUCCGACCGUACAGAAUGAGCUACCGGGAAGUCAAGUACUUCUCCUUUCCUGGGGAGCUUUUGAUGAGGAUGUUACAGAUGUUGGUCCUACCACUUAUCAUUUCCAGUCUUGUCACAGGAAUGGCGGCCCUAGAUAGUAAGGCAUCAGGGAAGAUGGGGAUGCGAGCUGUAAUCUAUUACAUGACUACCACCAUCAUUGCUGUGGUGAUUGGCAUAAUCAUUGUCAUCAUCAUCCAUCCUGGGAAGGGCACAAAGGAAAACAUGUACAGAGAAGGCAAAAUUGUCCAGGUGACUGCUGCAGAUGCCUUCCUCGACUUAAUCAGGAACAUGUUCCCUCCAAAUCUGGUAGAAGCCUGCUUUAAACAGUUUAAAACCAACUAUGAGAAGAAAAGUUUUAGAGUACCCAUCCAGGCCAACGAGUCUCUCUUGGGUGCCGUGAUAAACAACGUGUCAGAGGCCAUGGAGACACUCACGCGGAUCAAGGAGGAGAUGGUCCCAGUGCCGGGAUCUGUGAAUGGGGUCAACGCCCUGGGACUGGUUGUCUUUUCCAUGUGCUUCGGCUUUGUGAUUGGAAACAUGAAGGAGCAAGGGCAAGCCUUGCGGGAGUUCUUUGAUUCUCUUAACGAAGCCAUCAUGAGAUUGGUCGCAGUGAUAAUGUGGUAUGCCCCCCUGGGUAUCCUCUUCCUGAUUGCAGGGAAAAUUGUUGAGAUGGAAGAUAUGGGCGUGAUUGGAGGGCAGCUUGCCAUGUACACGGUGACUGUCAUCAUCGGCCUCCUCAUUCACGCCGUCAUUGUCCUACCUCUCCUAUACUUCCUGGUAACCAGGAAGAACCCUUGGGUCUUCAUUGGAGGUUUGCUGCAGGCACUCAUCACAGCACUGGGGACCUCUUCAAGUUCUGCCACCCUGCCUAUCACCUUCAAGUGCCUGGAAGAGAACAAUGGCGUAGACAAACGUGUCACCAGAUUUGUGCUCCCUGUGGGGGCCACCAUUAACAUGGAUGGGACAGCCCUCUAUGAGGCUUUGGCCGCCAUUUUCAUCGCUCAAGUCAACAACUUUGACCUGAACUUUGGACAGAUUAUCACAAUCAGCAUCACAGCUACCGCUGCGAGUAUAGGGGCAGCUGGGAUUCCUCAGGCGGGCCUGGUCACCAUGGUCAUCGUGCUGACAUCGGUGGGCCUGCCCACUGACGACAUCACGCUCAUCAUCGCAGUGGACUGGUUCCUGGACCGCCUCCGAACCACAACCAACGUACUGGGUGACUCCCUGGGAGCUGGCAUCGUGGAGCAUUUGUCACGACAUGAACUGAAGAACAAAGAUGUGGAAAUGGGUAACUCAGUGAUUGAAGAGAAUGAAAUGAAGAAACCGUACCAGCUGAUUGCCCAGGACAGUGAAACUGAGAAACCUCUUGACAGCGAGACCAAGAUGUAGACUAACAGAGAUGCUUUCCUGAGCACCAGGGCAUUGACACCAUCAUGAAAUGAGUCCCUCUCGUCAGGCUCAAUCUUUCCAGUGAGCCCUUUCCCUCCUCUUCUCCCCACUCUGGUAGGACUGGAAGGAAUUCACCCCAAAAGGGAGGAUUUUUGUGGCAGCCAAAAUGUAUCGUUUUCAUCCCACAUUAACAAUUUGAAAAUCAUCUCCUAUUAGUCUUACGUAAUAAGGUAGUAGGAUCAAAGCUCAUCUUGAUCAGGUCUCCCCAAUUUAUGUGGAAUAGGACCCCACAAAUGUGACUGUUUUAUAAGUUAAAGAGUCUAACAACUAGGCUAAAAUAUUUUAAGUCUACUUUCAAGUUACAAAAAGCCUUCUGAACAUUCAUCUCAAAACACAGCAACACACUGAAAAGCAAUCAGCUGUCAGUUGGAUAGUAGAAAAAAUUGUUCCCCUCUCCUGAUUUGUGGCUUCAUUUUACUGGAAGUGAGAAAAUGUACAAAGGUAUCCCACAGAGCUGGGAGGAGGGACAGCAAGUGAGACUUCCACGUGGCUGCGGGCAGGUUGCAUCGGAUCUCUAGGCCUCAGCGUCCUCGUCUGCAUGAUGAAUGACUUCCCUAGGUGCCUCUGUGGCCUCUCGGGCCCAAUCUUCUUGUGACGUCACAAAAGAGCCAGCCUGCACUUCCCCCAUGGAACUCCCUGCACCCAGGAUCAGUCGAUGGAGUGUGGAGCUCUGAGAAAGAGCACUUCAUGGAAGUGAACACUUCUGCAAUGGGACAGGAUGGAGUGCGGUUGGUUCCCCAGCUCCUGCUUCUAACCAUCAGUUAGGCAAGUUGCAGAGGGAAGGCCAUUCCAGGAAAGGGAUCAUGCACGUUAUUCUUGGCCUAGUUAUUUCCAACAAGAGAAGUAUUCCCUUCUUUCCUCCUCUCCUCAACCUGAAGGGACUGCUUGGGGAGGAUGCCUCCCACCACUCAACUGACUAAAGAUCCUUAGGAAAUACACAGAGUAGCAACUACAAGGGUGCUGGUGGUCUAUUAUGGAACACUACAGAGCUAGAGAAGAGGGGAACAUGACUGAUAUCAGAAAGGAUUUUCUAAGACAAGGGUUUAGAUCUUCCUUGAGGAAAAAUAAAAGGAAGAGCUUCAUUUGGGCCCUUUUUUUUCUAACCCAACACAGUUUUUCUUUUCAGUUUUGAGUUGUUUCCCCCAGGAAACAUACACACAAAAAUAGUCCUUCUUACAUAUUUUUGGAGAAGUCAAAUGAAUGCACUAAUGCAGGUCCAAGAGCAGAGUUGGUGGCCUCUUUUCUGAAAAUAGUUUUUGCUUUCAUCAGGUCUUACAGAAAUGAAAUACUUAUUUGAGUUGAAAUCCCACUUAGCAAAUUAUUCAAAACUUGUAGCUACAGCAGGGUUUGCUUUAUUUUUUUCUGUGUGCCUAAGAGAUACAGCAGAAGACAAAUCAGUAGGAAGACAAUGUCGAUGAGGUUGCAAGGAAAGACAGCAGUGGCAUUAGUUUCAGCCAAGACAGCUCCCAGGUUGAAGAGAUUCAUUUUUGUCCCCUAAAAGAGUAUUCAGUCAAAGAUACUCAGCAGGAGCUGUCAGACGGUACCAGCUGUGUUUGAGUUUCUGCCUAGAAAUGGCAAAGAAUAGAUUUAAUCAUGCUAACAAACUGAAAAUCUAGACCUACACCCUCUGAUAUACAAUUAGAAAUUUAUUUUAUAGAGCCCCUGAGCACUAUGUGCAUGUAAAAGUUAACAUUAGGCUGUGAUAGAGUAACCAUUUAAUGCUGAGGCUCUAUGUGGGGAAUACACUACACAAAUUAAUGUACAAGGCAGCCGUGACACCAGUAGAGCAACAAUUAAUUGUGUCAAAGUAACUCUGCUACACGGUGUGAUGUUUUUUAUACUAACCAUUUCUUAUGAAAGCAGGUCCUCUAGGGCGAUUCUCUGGCCAGCCGGCACAGGCUCUGCAUAUAUACGCGCCUAGUGUGGACCAAAAGGCGUUACUGUAUAGGUGUAUUUUCAAUAAAG
This is a messenger RNA of Octodon degus (degu), 4112 nucleotides long. RefSeq names its product solute carrier family 1 member 3 (gene Slc1a3). NCBI's taxonomy places the organism in Eukaryota, Metazoa, Chordata, Mammalia, Rodentia, Octodontidae. Gene Ontology annotation, biological process: L-aspartate import across plasma membrane; L-glutamate import across plasma membrane; D-aspartate import across plasma membrane. Gene Ontology annotation, cellular component: plasma membrane. The transcript has 10 exons. Gene Ontology annotation, molecular function: L-glutamate transmembrane transporter activity; neutral L-amino acid transmembrane transporter activity; glutamate:sodium symporter activity. The record is from RefSeq and is a predicted model, not a curated record. Bases 459 to 2087 code for a protein of 542 amino acids.